This is a messenger RNA of Penicillium malachiteum, 621 nucleotides long. RefSeq names its product Rab family GTPase srgA (gene srgA). Gene Ontology annotation, molecular function: GTP binding; GTPase activity. Gene Ontology annotation, cellular component: endosome; plasma membrane. Gene Ontology annotation, biological process: protein localization to plasma membrane; regulation of exocytosis; protein secretion. The record is from RefSeq and is a predicted model, not a curated record. NCBI's taxonomy places the organism in Eukaryota, Fungi, Ascomycota, Eurotiomycetes, Eurotiales, Aspergillaceae. The transcript has 3 exons. Bases 1 to 621 code for a protein of 206 amino acids.
AUGGCGGGUACCAGAAACUACGAUUUCCUAAUCAAGCUGCUCUUGAUCGGAGAUUCCGGUGUCGGCAAGUCCUGCUGUCUCCUGCGUUUCAGUGAAGACUCCUUCACCCCCUCUUUCAUCACCACAAUCGGUAUCGAUUUCAAGAUUCGCACAAUCGAGUUGGAUGGCAAGAGAGUCAAGCUGCAGAUCUGGGACACAGCUGGCCAGGAACGUUUCCGUACUAUCACCACAGCAUACUACCGUGGUGCUAUGGGAAUCUUGCUUGUCUACGAUGUGACUGAUGAGCGCUCAUUCCAAAACAUCCGUACCUGGUUUUCCAACGUCGAGCAACACGCCAGUGAAGGAGUUCACAAGAUCCUUAUCGGAAACAAGUGUGACUGGGAAGAGAAGAGAGCCGUUACCACUGAGCAAGGACAAGAGCUGGCUGAUGAACUUGGCAUCCCCUUCCUCGAGGUCUCCGCGAAGAAUAACAUCAACAUUGAGAAGGCUUUCUACAGCCUUGCCACAGAUAUCAAGAAGGGCAUGGAUACCUCUAAGACUGAGUCUUCUGGUGCCCAGGGUGUCAGUAUAGACCAGCAGGGAUCUGGUCUGAACGGUGGCUCUGGAGGAAAGUGCUGUUAA